Fukomys damarensis (Damara mole-rat) is the source of this 5625-nucleotide messenger RNA. It is a transcript of the gene Epha3, whose product is annotated as EPH receptor A3. NCBI's taxonomy places the organism in Eukaryota, Metazoa, Chordata, Mammalia, Rodentia, Bathyergidae. Gene Ontology annotation, cellular component: neuron projection; plasma membrane. The record is from RefSeq and is a predicted model, not a curated record. Gene Ontology annotation, biological process: protein phosphorylation; cell surface receptor protein tyrosine kinase signaling pathway; axon guidance. The coding region runs from base 130 to 3081 and encodes 983 amino acids. Gene Ontology annotation, molecular function: transmembrane-ephrin receptor activity; protein binding; ATP binding. The transcript has 17 exons.
CAGUGUCAAACUUGACAUCCGCCUGCGAGCGGAGCAUGGUAACUUCUCCAGCAAUCGGAAGGCUCGCCCUCACAUCAGUGGCAUGCUUCGUGGAGAUAUGCUCCUCUCACUGCCCUCUGCACCAGCAACAUGGAUUGUCACCUCUCCAUCCUCCUGCUCGGCUGCUCUCUUUUCAGCUGCUUCGGGGAACUGAUUCUCCAGCCUUCCAAUGAAGUCAAUCUAUUGGAUUCAAAAACAAUUCAAGGGGAACUGGGCUGGAUCUCUUAUCCAUCACAUGGGUGGGAAGAGAUCAGUGGCGUUGAUGAACAUUACACACCCAUCAGGACUUACCAGGUAUGCAAUGUCAUGGAUCAUAGUCAAAAUAAUUGGCUGAGGACAAACUGGGUCCCCAGGAACUCAGCCCAGAAGAUUUAUGUGGAGCUCAAAUUCACUCUACGGGACUGCAAUAGUAUUCCAUUGGUUUUGGGAACUUGUAAGGAGACUUUUAACUUGUACUACAUGGAAUCUGAUGAUGAUCAUGGAGUCAAAUUCCGAGAACAUCUCUUUACAAAGAUUGACACCAUUGCAGCUGAUGAAAGCUUCACUCAGAUGGAUCUUGGGGAUCGUAUUCUUAAACUCAACACUGAGAUCAGAGAAGUAGGUCCUGUCAACAAAAAAGGAUUUUAUUUGGCUUUUCAAGAUGUUGGUGCUUGUGUUGCCUUGGUAUCUGUGAGAGUAUACUUCAAAAAGUGCCCAUUUACAGUGAAGAAUCUGGCUAUGUUUCCUGAAACAGUACCCAUGGACUCCCAGUCCUUGGUGGAGGUUAGAGGUUCUUGUGUCAACAAUUCUAAAGAGGAAGAUCCUCCCAGGAUGUACUGCAGUACAGAAGGAGAAUGGCUUGUACCCAUUGGCAAGUGCUCCUGUGUUGCUGGUUAUGAAGAAAGAGGUUUCAUGUGCCAAGCUUGUCGGCCUGGCUUCUACAAGGCAGCGGAUGGUAACAUGAAGUGCACUAAGUGUCCCCCUCACAGUUCUACUCAUGAAGAAGGUUCAAUGAACUGCAGGUGUGAGAAUAAUUACUUCCGAGCAGACAAAGACCCUCCAUCCAUGGCUUGUACCCGACCUCCAUCCGCACCAAGAAAUGUUAUCUCUAAUAUAAACGAGACCUCGGUUAUCCUGGACUGGAGCUGGCCCCUAGACACAGGAGGCCGGAAAGACAUUACCUUCAACAUCAUAUGUAAAAAAUGUGGGUGGGAUGUACAGCAGUGUGAGCCCUGCAGCCCACAUGUCCGCUUCCUCCCUCGACAGUUCGGACUCACCAACACUACAGUGACAGUGACAGAUCUCCUGGCACACACGAACUACACCUUUGAGAUUGAUGCCCUUAACGGGGUGUCAGAGCUGAGCUCCCCACCAAGACAGUUUGCUGCAGUCAGCAUCACAACUAAUCAGGCUGCUCCAUCACCUGUCAUGACAAUUAAGAAAGAUAAGACAUCCAGAAACAGCAUCUCUUUAUCCUGGCAAGAACCUGAGCAUCCUAAUGGGAUCAUUUUAGACUACGAGGUCAAAUACUAUGAAAAGCAGGAACAAGAGACAAGUUAUACGAUUUUGAGGGCAAGAGGCACAAAUGUCACCAUCAGUAGCCUCAAGCCUGAUACUACAUAUGUAUUCCAAAUCCGAGCCCGAACUGCAGCUGGAUAUGGGACCAAUAGCCGGAAGUUUGAGUUUGAAACUAGCCCUGACUCUUUCUCCAUCUCUGGUGAAAAUAGCCAAGUGGUAAUGAUUGCCAUUUCAGCCGCAGUAGCAAUUAUUCUCCUCACUGUCGUCAUUUAUGUUUUGAUUGGGAGGUUCUGUGGCUAUAACAAGGCAAAACAUGGUGCAGAUGAAAAAAGACUUCACUUUGGGAAUGGACAUUUAAAACUUCCAGGACUCAGGACUUAUGUUGACCCACAUACAUAUGAAGACCCAACACAAGCCAUUCAUGAGUUUGCUAAGGAAUUGGAUGGCACAAAUAUAUCCAUUGACAAAGUAGUUGGAGCAGGUGAGUUUGGAGAGGUAUGCAGUGGUCGUUUAAAACUUCCUUCGAAAAAGGAGAUUUCAGUGGCCAUCAAGACCCUGAAAGUGGGCUAUACAGAAAAACAAAGGAGAGAUUUUUUGGGAGAAGCUAGCAUUAUGGGACAGUUUGAUCAUCCCAACAUCAUUCGACUAGAAGGAGUUGUUACUAAAAGUAAGCCAGUUAUGAUUGUCACAGAGUACAUGGAGAAUGGUUCCUUGGACAGCUUCUUACGUAAACAUGAUGCCCAGUUUACCGUCAUCCAGCUUGUGGGGAUGCUUCGAGGGAUCGCUUCUGGCAUGAAGUAUCUGUCAGACAUGGGUUAUGUUCACCGAGACCUUGCUGCCCGCAACAUCUUGAUCAACAGUAAUUUGGUGUGUAAGGUUUCUGAUUUUGGGCUUUCACGAGUUCUAGAGGAUGAUCCAGAAGCCGCUUACACAACAAGAGGAGGGAAAAUCCCAAUUCGGUGGACAUCACCAGAAGCAAUAGCUUACCGCAAGUUUACAUCAGCCAGUGAUGUAUGGAGUUAUGGGAUUGUUCUCUGGGAGGUAAUGUCUUAUGGAGAGAGACCAUACUGGGAGAUGUCCAAUCAGGAUGUAAUUAAAGCUGUUGAUGAGGGCUAUCGCCUGCCACCUCCAAUGGACUGCCCUGCUGCCUUAUAUCAGCUGAUGCUGGACUGUUGGCAGAAAGACAGAAACAACAGACCUAAGUUUGAGCAGAUUGUCAGCAUUCUGGACAAGCUCAUCCGGAACCCCGGCAGUCUGAAGAUCAUCACUAGUGCAGCAGCGAGGCCAUCAAACCUUCUUCUGGACCAAAGCAAUGUCGAUAUCACUACCUUCCGCACAACAGGUGACUGGCUUAAUGGUGUCCGGACAGCACACUGCAAGGAAAUCUUCACGGGAGUGGAGUAUAGUUCUUGUGACACCAUAGCCAAGAUUUCCACAGAUGACAUGAAAAAGAUUGGUGUCACUGUAGUUGGGCCCCAGAAGAAGAUCAUCAGUAGCAUUCAAGCUCUAGAAACACAGUCCAAGAAUGGUCCAGUUCCAGUGUGAAGUUCUCCUUCUGAACAAAGUGAUUGCUGUGGAGCCUGCUGCAUCCCUCUGCAGGCAGCUGCUGCUGCUCAUGGAGAUACAAGUGCAAGUUCCACGUUCCACAGGACACUCAGACACGAGUACAAAUGCCUUAAAAUGGAAUUGAGAAACUCUUUCCCCCUAUUACUUAGUGGAUGGGAGGGUGGGUGGAUUUUGUUUGUAAUUGCUUUUUGUAAUGUUAGUUAAUGGAUUAAGUUAAAAUUCUUCAGCUCAAAAUUGUGAAGAACUAGUAUAGAGCCAUUGAUCAUAAACCGACUACCGCAAAGCAAAUCAGUGGAAUGACAGAACGGACAUGGUGGCUUGAUUUACAGCCAGAAAAGAAAAAAACUUGUGAUAUUUUUAUACACAGAAGAAAUCCAUAACAGGUAUUUUGUUUCUUUAAAAGCAAACAAAAUAGAGGAAUUUAUACCUCAAACUAUCUGGCCAUAUUUACUACCUUAUCAUUAUAUUAUUUUCUUUUUUUCUGUUUAAAGCAUAUAGAGAUGAAGUUUGUAGUUGUUUUAAGUACUACACAUUUUUAAUUUUUAGGUUUCUUAAGUAUGCAAUGUAAAAAUGUGUCUUGAUUUUUUUUAAAAAGUACAUAUUUAUUUUCUUUUGAAUCAUUUUUAUUAAUUGAUAUUUAUACUUUGAUUUAUUUUGGAUUUGUUGUAGCCAAGUGCCAAAUGCUCUCUCAAAAUGUCAGCACUAGGAAAUAUUUCUCACUAGACAUGAAGAAUGAAGUUUCUUUCCAGAUUUUUUGAAGCAUCCACCUCCAUGUAUUAAAAAAAACAAAACAAAACUGAAAUACUUUCCACGUUCAUAUAGUAACCAAAUCUCUUACAAUAUGUUACCCCAUUUGUUUUUGUCUUUCCAUUUAUUAUAACUAUGCUCCUAAUUUACUGUAAUAUACUGGCUUGUAUGUGAUUGAUUUUUAGCCAGAUGACAAACCUUCCUGUUCUGGAGCUCAGAGGCCAUGAACUCUCUUCAUUCAUGAAGGGACCAUGUUAGAAUUCAUGAGAAUAGCUACACUGGAAACAUUUAAAGUUCUAUUUAGAUUGUUGCAUUCAUUGACAGCACAGCAAAUGCAUGGGUCAAAAAAAUCACUUACUCCCUGGCUUUGAAAAGUUGCUAAAUAUCUUUUGAAAAAUGUACUCAAGUGUUUAUAGGGAAUGAUGAUUAGCUAAAAUACUCAUCUGCAUUACUGAAGUUUAGGACAAUUAAUUAAACAUUGUGACAACCAGUAUCAGGUAUGAUUAUCUUUAAUAGUCUUCCACUUCAAUGCACCUAUUAUAAUUUUGGUGUAUAUCUCAAAAGGCUUUAAUCUCUUUUCAUUUAUUGAACAUAUUUUUCAAUAGCUGAUCAUCUAGCAGAUUUCAUAAAAUCUGUAAGCAAUGCAGAGUUGUGUCUUCGCAGGGAUUGAGACUUGCUGUUAUAUAAAGGCCAACUAUGAGCAUGUACAUUGAUAUUUGAAAGGAUGUAUCUGGUAGAGAUCUAGCUACUAAUAUAUUCUGAAGCAACAUUUUAGACCUAUCCAUAAUCUUUCUAAUGCUGAUACAAUCGUGUCAUGAACAUAAGAAAUGUUUAUGUCACAAAAAUAGAAUGGAUGCAACAAUGCUGCAACACUUACAUUUGUAUGCAAACUUCCUAUCACAGAUCAAAAUACACAAAGGCCGAUCUGUUAUACAUUUACCAUAAUAGAGGCUAGAUUAUGCGAGGUUUUUUUUUUUUAAAUAUGAAACUGCUUCCCAAAUUUUGGUAGUGUUCCUCAUAAUCAAGUCAUGCUACUAUAAUUUUAUAUUGGAUAAAUAUAAGAGCAUGAACUUUUAAAAAAAUGAAGUUAAUUACAAAUUUCAUUUAUGCCUGCUAGAAGCAGCUAGAAAUAAUUCCCCCAAUCAAGUUUUGGAAUAUUAAACUGAGGUUCAAAUCUGGCUUCAGUUUCAUAUUUUCCCAUACUAGUACUUAAUUUCUUGAAUACUGUUCUGGGUCUGCACAAAAAAAAAAUUGUGCAUUUCAUAAACUAGUAGAAUUUGAGGAUUGUUGAAUAUAUUGAGCUUAUUUCAGCUGUAGUUUUUAUUUGAAAGUAGAAGGUGUAUACGCAGUAUAUAGCUCUUCAUUUUUUCAGUAUUUUUCUACCUGAUCUCUUAAAAUUUACAUAAUUCUUAUCCUGUACAUAUGUAAACAUAACAGUGUAUGAUUCCUGACUGUUGAGUAGAGGUACUAGAAUGCUUGUGGCCAUCCCUUUGUACGUGAACUGCAAUGAAUUUCAGUAAUCACAAAACUACAAUUCCUUCACAAUUUUAUAUAUACUGCAUUACCUGUUUUGUAUCUUAAACUUGAUUUAUACAUAUUAUUUAUUUCUGGUGACACAUCCAGUGUAUGCUAUACUAUCUGUUAAGCCAUGUAUAAAUGUGAUAUGAUUGGCAAUAUCUCUUUACUUUGAACUUGUCUUUUCAAAACAUUUACUCAUUUAGUUUACAUUGUGCAAUGUGGAUGGCCUCUUACUAAUGUAAAAUUAUUUGUAGUGGA